AUGAAAUCCCAUAAACGUCUGUUAACCGAAGAAUAUGCUAUAAAAUUUCCGCCGGGGCCGGCCAAGAAAUAUCCAAGCGGUGCAAGUAUCUCGAAACCAAAUAGACAGAAAAUGCAAGAAGAAGCUGACUAUAAACUAGCUAUGAAGAUUCAGAGAGACAAUACGGAAGAAAGCCCAGCCCCAGAAGUUGAAGUAAUCGAAGUGAAAGGUUCGCCAUCUAUAAAGCCAGAUUUUUCCGAAGAAGAUGAGGCAGUUGCGGUCUCUAGCGAGCGUCAAAAUGUUCCUACAUCACAUUCUGAUGAAAACUCUGAUGAAAACUUAGACGAUAUCCAAUUUCAAGCCGACGCUGCUGCUGCGUUGUUGCAUUUGAGUUGA
Molecule: messenger RNA, 375 nt
Organism: Paramuricea clavata
Lineage: Eukaryota; Metazoa; Cnidaria; Anthozoa; Malacalcyonacea; Plexauridae
Source: the annotation of a GenBank genome assembly